Messenger RNA from Varanus komodoensis (Komodo dragon), 2334 nucleotides. RefSeq names its product zinc finger and SCAN domain-containing protein 31-like. NCBI's taxonomy places the organism in Eukaryota, Metazoa, Chordata, Lepidosauria, Squamata, Varanidae. The coding region runs from base 270 to 1937 and encodes 555 amino acids. The record is from RefSeq and is a predicted model, not a curated record. Gene Ontology annotation, molecular function: DNA-binding transcription factor activity, RNA polymerase II-specific; RNA polymerase II cis-regulatory region sequence-specific DNA binding. Gene Ontology annotation, biological process: regulation of transcription by RNA polymerase II. The transcript is spliced from 4 exons.
UGUAGUCCAAAACACCUUGCACACACCAGCUUUGGGAAGGUGGCUAGAAGGAGAAGCUAUUUGGCUCACUGGACAGGGUGAUAGCCACAUCUUGCUGCGGGACAAAGAUCCUCAGUCGCCCUUCCAAGAUAUGUUCUUCGAGGAACCAUGAGCAUUAAAGCUCGCUGACCCCAGGCGUUGGAACUUGCCCUACAUCGGGAACAAGGGACAGGGUUAGACUGUUUGAAGGAAGGAAGCACUGCCACAGCAGCAGCCGUCUUUGCCCCCAGAUGGAGGAGCAGGGCAAGGCCGACUCCAGAGUGUGGGACGGGGCUCCAGGGGAAGGGCAGAGACGCCCACAGAUGGUCCAGGAGGGGACCGUGAGGACCCUCCCGAGCAAGAACCCCCUGCCGCACAUUAAGCAGGACCCAGAGGAGGGGCUGCGGCAGCAGCAGCACUGGGAGGCCCAGUGGCAGGAGUUCCUGAAGAGUGUCCAGAGCCCGGAGCUGGAAUCGCAGCCCCCGCUUGCACCGGGGGAAGCGGCCAAAGGUGUCCAGGCCUCGCUCCGAGGAGCAGCCGACGCUGCCCACUGGUCGAGAGGAAGGUGGGUGACCCAGACCCUGCCGGGCCUUGGGGAAGAAGCCCAGAAGGCCUGCCCGAGCUGGGACUCCUUUGCGAAAGUGAAGGAGGAGCUCGCCAGCAGGGGCGCCGGCCUACGUGUGGAGGCACAGCGGCAGCGCUUCCGGCAGUUCUGCUACCAGGAGGCCAAAGGGCCCCGGGAGGUGUGCCACAAGCUCCGGGAGCUGUGCCGGCAGUGGCUGAAGCCGGAGCGGCACUCCAAGGAGCAGAUCCUGGAGCUGCUGGUUCUGGAGCAGUUCCUGGUCAUCCUGCCCCUGGAGAUGCAGAGCUGGGUCCGGGAGAGCAGUCCGGAGAGCUGCAGCCAAGCAGUGGUCCUGGCAGAGGGCUUCCUCCUGGGGCGGCGAGACGGCAAGAAAUGGGGACAAAAGGCUCCAGCCCCUUUCCUGGAGGUGCCUGCAAAUUCCUCCAAAGCAAACCUGGUUUCUUCGGAGACUCGGAACAAGCAGUUCUGCAAAUCAGCCAAGCUGGAGCAGAGCCAGGAAGGGAGCGCCCUAGUGGAAGACAGACAGGUGGGAGAGAGCAUUCACCACACAGAGAGUUCCAAUCAGGUGGAACCACACGAUGCCUCGAUGAGGAUAGGCUUAGUUUUCCAAAAUUAUGAACAGGGGGCCGUGCGGUUCGGUCAGCAGGGAACAGCCAGGAAGCCAAGGAAGGACCCGGAAAACAGGACGGGUGAAGCUGCUGCCUGCUGGGAAGGCGACUUCCAGGGGAGAGAAACCAAAGCCCAGGACUGUGAGAAACUGAACGCCGGUGAAGCCGGGGCCAGGCCAAGCAGGGGCCUGCUCAAGCACGAGCCGGUCGCUCCGGAGGAGAUGCUGCUCAGUUCCUUGGACUGUGGGGAAACGUUCGCUCAGAGCUCCAGCCUCAUCCCGCUGGAGCGGAGCCACACGGGGGACCGGCGGUUCAAGUGCUCCGAGUGCGGGAAGAGCUUCAAUCAGAAGCGGUACCUCACGGGCCACAAGAGGAUUCACAAGGGAGAGACCCCAUACAAAUGCUCGGACUGCGGGAGGAGCUUCAACCGGAAGUGGAAUCUCAUUGCGCACAAGCGGAUCCACUCGGGAGAGAACCCCUAUAAGUGCUCGGAUUGCGGGAAGACCUUUAGCCAGAAGGGGAACCUCAUGACCCACGUGCGCAUCCACACAGGAGAGAAGCCCUACAAGUGUGCGGAGUGUGGGAAACGGUUCAGCCAGCGAGCCGGCCUUACAUCACACAGGAAGAGCCAUAUAAAAAUCAACACUGUAGGGAAAGCUACUGUGGGUUACCUGAUUUUCUUAAACCUCAGUGAAUCCGCACAGGAGGGGAGCCCGGUAGAAGCUUAGGAAAGGGAAGGGAAGCUGUGGGCAAAGCUCCGAAGGUUUUUGUAUAAGAGAAAAUAUAGGAGAAACCCCUUAAAAUUUCUGACUGUAAUAAAAGCAGGGUGUGGCCAUUUAUUAUUAAGGAUGAGAAAGUCCCCAAGAGGUGGGGGAAGAUUAUCUGAUAUUUUGAUUGGUUGCAGGGCAGCAAAAGACAAGACCCAGUUGGCACAAAUAGCAGACGACAUGCCAGAAUAGUUCCCGGGCAAGGCUGCUUUGGAAUGAGGGAAGGAGCAGGUUGUUUUACUCAAAACAUGUGUUUUUGUUGGUUGGAUUGUUUGUUUGCGUUAAACCCCUUCCUAUAGAAGCCCAAAUGUUCCAUCUUAGACUGGAUUGCAUCAUUCAAAAUGCCCUGACAUUAAAA